This is a messenger RNA of Hordeum vulgare subsp. vulgare (domesticated barley), 948 nucleotides long. RefSeq lists its product as uncharacterized. The record is from RefSeq and is a predicted model, not a curated record. Bases 137 to 748 code for a protein of 203 amino acids. NCBI's taxonomy places the organism in Eukaryota, Viridiplantae, Streptophyta, Magnoliopsida, Poales, Poaceae. The transcript has a single exon. Gene Ontology annotation, biological process: defense response to other organism.
GCCCACAGCACACAUGACAAAAGGCCUCCAGCCUCCACAAACAAAUUAAGCUCCCGCACCACACAGCUCCCACCCUGGCACCCUCCCCGUUGACCCACCAACGACCUCCUCCUCCGCCGGCCGCCCGGCGCCAGCAAUGCCCGACAGCGGCCACCCCGAGAGAUCCUGCUGCGGCAAGCUCUUCACCUUCCUCUUCGCCGCCGGCUUCAUCAUCCUCAUCUACUGGGCUAUCUUCCAGCCGCACCACAUUCGCGCAACGGUCAGCUCCGCCACGCUCACCAACCUCACCGUCGCCCCCGACAACGCCACCGUGUCCUACCGCCUCACCGUCGGGCUCGAGCUCUACAACCCCAGCCUCCGCGUCCCCAUCUACUACGACGCCCUCGACGCCGAGCUCCGCGCCAGCGGCGGCGCCUCCCUCGGCGGCCCCGCUGCCCGCGUCGCCUCCUCCCCGGCUGAGUUCUUGCAGCGCAGGAAGAGCGCCGACACGGUCAGGCUAGAGUUCGAUGGGAGCACCGGCGUCAGCGUUCCCGGCGACGUCGCCAGGGAGCUGCAGAGGGAGGCGGGCGCGGGGGCCGUGAGCUUUGAGGUGGACGUGGACGCGCGGGUGCGAUACAGGUUUGCCAGCAUCAAGAUCCGCCAGAAGCCCAGGAUUUGGUGCUGGCUCACGGUUCCGGUCAAACCCGAGGGUGGCGUCGGUUUCGGCGGCGCUCUUGCCUCCGGCGACCGCUGUAGCGUCAAGUACUGAAGCUUCUUGGCCAGUUCUCCGCCAGUCUGGCUUGGAGUUGGAGAUGCCCCGGUGUCCCGGUUUGAUGUUGAUUUCAUUUCUGCAAAUUUUCAGAUUGCUCGUGUGAUGUGUAUCAUCGUUUCCGUAGGAUUGUUUGACUAUCAUUGAAUAUUGAUUGCAUUCUUGGGGAUUAAUUCAUUGACGGCUCAACGGUUGACAUA